Messenger RNA from Durusdinium trenchii, 562 nucleotides. NCBI's taxonomy places the organism in Eukaryota, Dinophyceae, Suessiales, Symbiodiniaceae. The record is from the annotation of a GenBank genome assembly.
AUGGUUGCCUUGGUUUUGACUCUCACUGCGACCUCGCAUUUCUUCAAUCUUCGUUGUUUUGUUCGGCCUGGCGCUCGAUACACGACACACCCAGCAGGUCGUAGCCAUGUGCGCUACGCUUUUCCUGGAGGAGAGAGCAUAGCAGCAGCUAUCGCCACUGGCUUUGCAGCGGUGGAGAACUUCAACAAAGUGGGGCAGUUCGCUGAUUUGAUUCAAAAGUGGUCGUCAGUGAUGCCCGGAGCAGAGUUGAAGCUCGAGGUCGACAAAAGCACCGACGAUAACGUCUUGAAGCAUGUGGAAAAACUUUGCGAAGAGAUCGUGCUUGCCGUAGACAACAACAAAACAAUUUCAGUCCUGGGGAUUAGUUCUCAGCGGCAAGCCAAUAUGGGUACGAGGGUAGUAGAUGAUACUCCAUUCCAGAAGCUGAUGACAAAAGUUCUGGCCGUCAAUCGAUCAGGGUGCACAGCUGUGCAUGCUGAGCCUGGGAUGGGCAAGUCCAUCGCAUCAUUGAGGGCACUGCCAGCUGGCAGAGUGUCCAAGAAUUACACAGUGCUGCUUGAUG